AUGGCAGAGAAAAAAAUAGACGAGUCUCCAUUUCUGCACAAAAUGGAGAACUUCGAAAUAGCAGAUGGGAAAAAUAAAAAGGGAACCAGGGGGGAAAUGAAAAAUGUGUAUAGGAGUUUGGGUAAUGAGUUCAACUUUGAAAACGAGGAGAUGACCCCGGAGGUGGAUCCGGAAAAGGGUCCAGAGAUGGAUCAGGAGGGGGAAAAAUGCGCUGGUGUGAACCAAUCUGGUGUAAACGAACCUGGUGUGAACCAAUCUGGUGUAAACGAACCUGGUGUGAACCAACCUGGUGUGAAGGAGCCUGACGUGAGGCGGAUGGGAAAGAGCGAUGCAAACAUAAGGACGAUAAAAAUCGACCGUAAAAAUCUAAAAAAAUUAUUUAGUAGCCAGUUCUUCACGCAGACACUGACCGACGACUCAAGUACCAAUUUGAUUAGCGAAUUAAAAAUGAGCAAACGCUAUGCCACUGGAGAGUUCUUUAAGGCUUUGUUUUUGUUUACUUUAUUUUUAACAACCUCCUACUUUGCCUUCUUUUACAUUUACAAGAACUACUUCGGGCAGAAUCACCUCUGCGGGAAUUUGGAUCUUUACAAUUACAAGUACGAGAAUCAGGUCCGCUUCAUCCCUAACGUUAGUGGCGCAGGAUAUUACGUCUUCACGGGUAAAUUCCCUUUCGAUGUCAUAACGCACAAAGUGAGAAAGGAGGUCCUAAAACAAAGUAUGAACGAAGAAUUGGACAAAUACAAGGAGAACGGAGGGAAGGAACCUUUCGAUAAAAUAGAAAACCUGGAUGAUCACCCCAUACAGAUCAUGUCCUUUGUGAAACAUAAUAACACGAUGAAAUGCGAGAAAAAAAUAUUUGAUAUGUAUAGACCCUUUUACUUAAAAUCCACUGAUGUAGAUAUCACUCAGAAGAAUUUUAUCCUGAGUGAAGUGAACUAUAGCUUUGUUACCAAUCCGUACAAUGUGCCCCAGGCCAAGUUGUAUGCCGAAGUAGCUAAUUUCAUGAAGAAGAGCGAAGCGAAGAACAAAAUUUGUUACAUGACUUGGUAUUUGAAUUCCUUGCGGGAAGACAAGGGGGUAAAUGGAGUUAUACAAGGAGCCGAUGUGGGAAGGAUCCUCAGCGAGGGAAAUGCCACCACUUCAAAAUCGGAACAGACAACGGAGAAGGAAACUCCAUCCGGUGAUGUUACCAACAACGCAACGGGAAUUAUCACAGCAGCCUUCGAAGGUGCAAAGAAAUAUUUUAAGGGAACGCCUACUGGGGAGGAACAGGUCCCGCAGAAGAAGGCCAACGAUUUGGGAGUGGGAGGUUACUUUGGAGGUAUGGUACAACCCCCCAAAAGGAAAAUCGUCUACCUCUAUGAUUAUUAUGACAACAACUUCGUCGACCUGCUCGUCGCCAUCCAUAACAUGCAGUAUGGAAAUGGGUUCAGAGAUUUGAAGACCUACUGGGAAGACUUAAAGCGGAAGUUCAGGGUGGUUAGCCCUGAGGAAAUCUACCUCCUCGAGUGGUACUGCCUUGGCGUGAAUUACAACUUAAUUGAAAAUAACAAUCAGUUCAAGUUAAACUGCGUUGACCUUUUAAAAUAA
Molecule: messenger RNA, 1593 nt
Organism: Plasmodium knowlesi strain H
Lineage: Eukaryota; Apicomplexa; Aconoidasida; Haemosporida; Plasmodiidae
Product: conserved Plasmodium protein, unknown function
Exons: 5
Coding region: 1-1593 (530 amino acids)
Source: RefSeq, a predicted model, not a curated record